AUGGUCCAGGAGGUCAGUAUUAUUUCAGACCCGGUCAUGCUGCAUGUGUGGUCCUGUUUGCAUAAUUAUGCAUAUGAGGAUGCACUUUUUGCUGCUGAGCGUUUGUACGCUGAGACGCGCAGCAGCGAAAGUUUGUACCUUUUGGCCACUAGUCUUUACCGUAUUGGCCGACCUAAGCAGGUCAGCCGAUUACUCACGUCCACAGAAUCACUCACUCCAAAAAGCCGUUACUUACUGGCCAAGUGUUAUUUCGAUUUUGGACUCCUGAGUGAGGCGGAAGAUGCUCUUCUGGGUCACACACUCUCCCCGAAGUCGGUUGAUGAAGUUGCUCAGCUAUAUGAUGAUCAGGCCGGAUUUGCAAUUCUUCUCCUUGGAGAUAUUUGUCGUCGGCAGGGGCGAGCCCAUGAUGCGUCGAAAUGCUACAAGAAAUGCCUUGAGUUGAAUCCGAUGAUGUGGAGCGCGUUCAAACGUCUGUGUGAUAUUGGUGAAUCUCCCAAUCCCCUGUCUUGUUUUCAGGCUCGCGAUGGGCUUGCAUUCCCCACUCCAACUUUCCAAGUUGUUCACCAGGCAGUGGAUUUGGGUGUCACUCAGUCGGAACAUCGCACUUGGGUAGACCAAGCCGCUGCCGAAAAGAGUCGUUUAGAGGGCAUACUAUACAGGGAAAAUGUCAACCCGGAGAAAGGCUAUGAUGUUCCUAUUCCGUCGGGUAACGCGCAUCAUUCGAAGCCCCCUGAUUCUAUUGAUACCUCUGGACACCGGCGUACCUACGUAACUCACUGUGCGAAAGACUCGAAGGAUGACACUUCUAUCCAGUGUGUGGACCUUUUCCAGACGCCUCAGGAACGUUUACCUUACCCAACUGUACCCAAAGCUCCGAAACCUGAGCAUGCUGCUCGCUGCCUUGUCCAGUCACUUUUUUCGGGACAAGGGUCCAGCCUGGAGAUCACCAAUCCUGUCUCGCCCAAGUUCGGUCAGUUAGCCCUGCUUUCCCAAAGUCCACUGUUUGCGUGCGUCCCGGUUUUCCACAAGCUGCCCACGAAUCCUCCGUGUGACUCAGUAUUAUCCAACUCUACACGAUUUGGAACCAACCAGACUGCAACUAUCCGGACGGAUGUGCAGAACGAAAGCAGUGUAGCGCCUACACACAAUACCCGCACUGCUCUCCAUGGAUCCUCGGCUUCAACCACGAGUCGCAGACGCUCUAAAACAGGAGACCUUGAGACCACAAAGCUCCCGGCAUCCUCACAUGUUAGCUCUCUUGGCCCAACCAACAAGGCAUAUCUAGGUAUACACUCCAACAGUGAACAGACUACCUCAACACCCACUUCUGCAGCGACGGCUUUACGGCGCCUAAUAUUUUCACCCUCAACCACGUUUGUUACGAACUCAAGCAGUACUUCCCCAAAUCUGCGAUGUGAACCUCCAGUUCUACGUAGUACCACCCAAGGUAGUGUACCUUCAGGUUGCUCUGUUUUGACGCCGCGUGCAGGAUUACCCGUUAUAAACUUAAACAGUCCUAUUGGUGGUUUUGGGAGUUCUUCAUCCACUCCACGACCUGGACCCGCACAACACACUCCGCGCCGUGCCGCGUCCAACCAGUCAUUUCCUGAUGAAAGUCAGCCUACCGGACCGCGAACCCGAUCGCAAGUCGCCGCUGCUGCCGCCGUUGCUCGAGCGUCAGGCCUCCACAAACGACCUGACAAAUUGGUUCGCAACAAAGACGUUCCAAGGAAGCCGGAGGUACGGACCUGUUCCCAUACAGCUGUAACCAGCACUCUUAUCGACCACCAAGCUGGAGCUUCCAGUGAUUUGGUAGAGGGUCUGCAGCUUUCAGGAUCACCUGGCGCGGAUGAAUCGCAUCACAUGUCUUUUGGUAGCGAAUCUCAAUCUGGAGGGGUCAUUACACUGGAUAUUCUUGCCCCAACCUCGAGUGACGUACGCGUAACCUCGCUGCAAAAAUAUUUAAAGCUGUUGGGACACUUGGGUAAAGCUUACCAACUCUUGGUCCGACAUGAUUGGUCUGGAGCCACGCGGUUGAUCUCUAGGCUUCCGAUCGCCCAGCUGGCCACUGGGCGCAUAUUGGCAUGGGCAGCUCGUGCUCACAUGGAUAAUACAGAUUACACAACAGCUAGGCAGCUGUUUAGUGAAGCUCAUCGUCUGGAGCCCUGGCAACUAGUGGGAAUGGAUUUCUAUUCAACCGUUUUGUGGCAGCUGCAAGCUGAUCACGAAUUGUCCAAUCUCGCUCAUGAGCUUAUGGAGCUUGACCACAAUGCUCCUGAACCAUGGAGUGCUGCUGGGAACUGCUUUUCUUUACAAGGCGAACAUGAAAUAGCCAUCCGCUUCUUUCAGCGUGCUAUUCAAUGCGAUCAAUCCAUCUGUCAGUCCCUUAGUCAUUGUUCCGUGUUUGAACAAUCGCCUAGAAAAAUAAGCCGAAAUAAUCUUGUCUGUGUUGCAGUCUCCGGUGUCCAUGCCACCAGAAGGAAGUACGAGGGUUGGGACACUGCUAGUUUGCUCAAACCUAGACAGGGGAAGUCGAGAGGCAGAGGUCGGGUUCGAACUGGGAACCUUCAGGUUUGCCCAACCAAUGCUUACACCUAUACCUUACUUGGACACGAACAAUCCACACUCGAAGAAUUUGAUCGGGCCCUAACCGCGUUCAGACACGCUCUACGCUUGGACCCGAGACAAUAUAAUGCCAUGUUCGGUAUUGGGAACGUUUAUUACAAACAAGAGAAGUUCGAACUGGCUGAAACUCACUUGGCUCGGGCUGUUGCAUUGUUCCCCCAUUCGCAUUUGUUACUCACCAACUUGGGUGUGCUACGAGGUCGGCUGGGUCAUCUGGAUGAUGGUCCGGAAAGUGCCCUGGCCUUGGUGACCAAAGCCUGUCAAAUACAACCCAAUAACCCGCUUGCCCGUUAUCACCGAUCUUCUCUUCUCUUCCAUCUUGGAAGGUAUCCUGAGGUGCUGACGGAAUUGCAAAAGCUCCUGGUUCUCUGUCCUCGUGAAGCCAUGGUUUACUUGAUGAUUGGGCACACCUACAAAAAACUGGGCAACACUCCCCAGGCAAUGAUACACUACUCGUGGGCUAUGGGGCUGGAUCCGAAGGGAGCGAAUACUCAUCUCAGGGACAUUAUGACGAACCCACCAGUAACGGGACGGACUUUCUCCCGACGUGGAGUUAAUUCUAACGAUACUCUUGGAGUAGAAAACGGGGGUGCUGCCGGUCCAAGUAGAACCACGCGCUCCAGACUCGCUCCAUUGCCUGAUAGUGCGCAACCUGGGGGAGAUCUACCUGAAGAUAGCACUGACCGGGGUUUCCCAGAAACCGAUCAUUCUGUCGAGGACGAACCAAUGAAUGGAUUAUUCAACUUCGGUUCCGGCUCAUCCAGAGGCAGAAGUGGUCGUCGUUUAACAGAUUUCUCUCUGCUCUAUGACGCCGAAGAGUACGGUGAGGAUGCGAAAGAGCGUGAGGAUCACUAUGAAACAAUGGAUUUGAGUGGUGGGGUCGAAGAAGAUAGCGGCACCAGUCUUGUUGAUGACUAAUCCAGGAACCACAUAUCAUUCGAAAUAUUCAGUAUCCUUCAGCGCAUCCGGGAAGUUCAGAAUCCAUCCCCUCCCAAAACGCGGGUAUUCUUUGUUCACCACUACUGUACAUUACUUCGAACUCUCGCUUGCAAAUGAACCGAUUAACUUUGGAUUCAACUGUCCAUUUUAGCGUUGAUCUUAUGUGUUAAGGACUAUUCCAAUUCUAUCAUGAUUCUUCUGUUUGCUUUACGCGCUCCAAUGGAUUCCGUCUAACCGGUCGGAAGCACACCCCGAU
This is a messenger RNA of Opisthorchis viverrini, 3820 nucleotides long. RefSeq lists its product as hypothetical. Gene Ontology annotation, biological process: cell division. Gene Ontology annotation, molecular function: protein binding. The record is from RefSeq and is a predicted model, not a curated record. The transcript is spliced from 6 exons. The coding region runs from base 1 to 3543 and encodes 1180 amino acids. NCBI's taxonomy places the organism in Eukaryota, Metazoa, Platyhelminthes, Trematoda, Opisthorchiida, Opisthorchiidae.